Messenger RNA from Poecilia latipinna (sailfin molly), 1724 nucleotides. RefSeq names its product sialic acid-binding Ig-like lectin 13. The record is from RefSeq and is a predicted model, not a curated record. The coding region runs from base 118 to 1491 and encodes 457 amino acids. The transcript is spliced from 7 exons. NCBI's taxonomy places the organism in Eukaryota, Metazoa, Chordata, Actinopteri, Cyprinodontiformes, Poeciliidae.
AGGACGACAGUCUGUAGUUUGAUGUCAUUUCAUUGGAACUGUUAAAAACCAAGUGAUACUUUUCUUUAGAGUCGUGAAAACCAGUGAUAACUUUAGCUUUCGUAUCUUUGUCUUGAGAUGAAGGACCAUCAGAGUCUGAUGGCGACUCUCUGUGAGAACAUGCUGACAGUCAACAUGUUACUGAGUGUCUUCUUUCUGCCAGGUGUUUUGGCUGAUUCAUGUAACUUUACUGCACCAGCUCUCAACAUCACCGCACCAAAGGAGAUUGAAGCUCUGAGUGGAUCUUGUUUGCAAAUCCCAUGUAGCUUCAAGACAAAAAAGGAAACAUUUGACAAGAGCGCAACUGUUGUUGGAGUUUGGAUGAAACAUAACUUAGAUUUUAAACAUGAUCCACAAAGUGUUAUUUUCAAUAGCAGUAGGACAGAUAACACUGAUCAACUGAAGAUAAUUGGAAACUUGAGAGAGAAAAACUGCACCACCCUGUUUAAUGACUUAAACUCCACACAUGCAGAUAGAUACUUCUUCAGAGUUGAGAACGGGCCGUUCAGAGCAACAGCUUGUAGCAAUCCAAUUAAGAUAAAAGUUAAAGAUUCUCCUUGGAGUCCCAGCAUUAAUGUUCCCUCUGACCUGAAGGAGCAUCAGUCUGUCACUGUAACCUGCUCAGCUUUCACUCCCUGUCCACACUCACCUCCUCAACUCACCUGGAAUCUCCAACCAGACUCUUUCAGACAAACAGAGAAAAACACAGAUGGAACCUUUACAACUAAAAUCCAGGAGACCAUCACUCUGUCAGACACACAUGAUGGAUACAACAUCACAUGUUCUGCCAGAUAUCCUGUGAUUGGAGGAACCAAGACAGCAGAGACAGAAGUGACUCUCAGUGUUUCAUAUGCUCCUAGAAACACCUCAGCAUCCAUCAGUCCAUCAGGUUUGGUGUCAGCAGGUAGCUGGGUGGAGCUGAGCUGCUACAGCAGUGCCAAACCUCCACCCAGAUUCACCUGGUUCAGGAUCAGCGAACAUGGAGCCAUUAAAGUAUCUAUGGAGCAGGUUUACAACUUCAAUGCUACUGAGGAAGGAGAGUAUUACUGUGUGGCUACAAAUCAUCUGGGGAACCAAACAUCAUCAAUAAUCUCUAUAAGUAACAAAGAUGUGUUUUUUUUUCCGCCUUCUGGUCCAAUAGGCAGUCCUGCAUACUGGAAGGGUAUUUUAGUGGGAAUCAUUGUGUUCAUCUGCCUGAUUGCUGUUUGUGCUUGGUACUUGAAGUGCAAACGUCCAACUCCACAAAAGACUCAGAGUCAAACAAGUGAGGAUGCUACUGUUGAAAAACCAGCUAAUGAAAAAAGAGAGGAAAAACUUCAUUAUGAAGAAGUGAACUUCCUUCAGAGGAGACUUGGAGCUUCCUCCAUGUCAGCACAGGACAGCAGGCAGCAGGAGACGGUGUACUCCCAGCUCAAGGUUGCCCCUGCAGAAGAUCUCUACGCUCAUGUGUAGAAAAUAUGACAUGUUUUAUGUCAGAAGGUUUGACUUUUUGUUCACAGAAGGCUUUGACUUGUUGGUUUUGGACAGAGUUCAGUGGGAGAAAGUCUUAAACCCACUGGUCUUGUAAUUUUAUCAUAAUUAUCAUAGUUUUAUUAUUGACCUUUGGUCCUCAAACUGUUUUAUAAACUCAGAUAAGUUGUAGAAAAGAUAUUUUUUUUACUGCUACAAUGGAAAAUUUUGAUAUA